Molecule: messenger RNA, 681 nt
Organism: Penicillium angulare
Lineage: Eukaryota; Fungi; Ascomycota; Eurotiomycetes; Eurotiales; Aspergillaceae
Exons: 2
Coding region: 1-681 (226 amino acids)
Molecular function (GO): monooxygenase activity; heme binding; oxidoreductase activity, acting on paired donors, with incorporation or reduction of molecular oxygen
Source: RefSeq, a predicted model, not a curated record
AUGAGUUUCUUCUCUUUGCAGAUGAGUAAUCUUCUUACAGGAGGUCCGACAGAUGCUCAGAUAUUCCUUUCCCUCGCCCUCCUGGGUCUCGCUUCUCAUAUGUUCUUUAUUCGUCAUCGGAACGUCGACCGCUUGGUAGGGAUAGGCUUCAUGCCAUAUCUAUAUGUCCAAUUUGGGCUAUGGCUGCUUUUGUCCAUUCGCAGUGAUCCUAUCAAGUCAGGGAUCUUUCUUUGGCUUGCCAAUGCAGCCUUCUACGCACCACUCUUUGCCAGCAUCUCUGUCUAUCGACUAUUUUUUCAUCCAUUGAAGCCAUUCCCUGGUCCUAGCAUGGCACGAUUAACAACAUGGUGGGGAGUUAAUAGGCUUGCGAUGGGAGAGCAGAGGUACCAACUCCACGAUGAGCUACACCGUCAAUAUGGAAAAUUAGUACGGAUAGCACCCAAUUACUUGUCGAUCAAUAGCCAGGAAGCUGUUGCGAUUAUUUAUGGCCCUGGUACCAAGUGCGAGAAGUCAAAUACAUUUUACGGCUUGCGGGAUGCAAAAAGUCUACAGCUUGAGGCGGAAUUCACGAAACAUCGAGCUCGCAGACCAGCGUGGGACAAGGCCUUGAGCGCCAAAAGUAUGUACAUACGACAUGAAACAAAAACAUCUGAUUUAAAAUAUUCUCUAGAAGCUGACUAG